AGGUUAGCUGUUCAAAAAGCCAAUCUCAAAGCUCCGAGUAUUUCGGUUUCGGACAUUUGGGGUUCUUUUUCAACCGAAUGCCUGAAAAUGGAAUAAAAAUACUCUAUCUUCAAUCCCACAAGAUAAAGAUUCUUUUGAUUUCUUGGUAUUCUUUUGCUGCUGCUUUCCAUAAAAAUCUUCAAGAAAAGAAGGAAAAACCAGAAGAAUCAGUGCUUUUUUCAGUUGAUCUAAAAGCUCGAGCCCUUAGAGGAUGGCAUAUCAAUGUAUAUCAAGCGACUUUAACACUGUGACAGAAUCUAUAGUGGUGAAUCACCAAAUAAUGUUUCCUCAAAGUGGAUUGGGAUUUACACUGAAUGAAACUGUUUCAGGCCUAGCUUUUAAUUCUUUGGAUUCAAGCUGAUGGUGAAUCAGGAUGAAGAUCAUUACCUCAACCUCCCACGCAGAGAACUUCAAUGGUUAUGCAAGAAACAUGGUCUUUCUGCAAAUAAAACAAAUUCUCAAUUGGCUGAGUUGCUAAUCUCCUUUUACAAGGGUCAAGAUGCUGGUCCAGCACCCACACAGGAGGAGAGAUCCAGUGAAGAGGUCUUGCCUUCUGCAUUACCUGCAUCAGAUUUGAAACUUGGAGUACCAUUGAAAUCUUUGGAAGAACCCAACAGAGUGCGUAAAAGAAGAGUGGAAUCUUCUGAUGCUGAUUGUGAUGGACCAUCCUCUUGUUCCAAAGGUAAGGGAGGUGAUGAUAAGAUGCAUCCUCAAACUGUUAACUGCACGGAAAUUAGUAGUCACGGGGCAGCUCACCCUUUGGAUGAGUUAUCAGAUACCUCUGCAAAUGUGAUCUGUACACAUCCUUCUGAUAACAGAACUACUGAAAGCUUCCGAUGUUCUAGUUCCAAUCCUAGAAACAAAGAGGCAGAACCCAUGUCCCAUCUUGAAGCAAUCACAGUGUGCUCAAAAUUUGGUUCUGGGCACGAGGAAAGUGGUGUUAUACGUAGAAAGAUCGAGUCCCUGAAUCAUGGGGAGCUGAGAAAUUUUGAUGGCCACUUGUCGAAUCCCACUAACAACAGGGUCAGUAGCAUUCCCCAAAUUCAAUGUAGGAAUAUAGAGGUUGGUGCACGUCCUGUAGAGAGUGGUGUGGUUUCCUCAAGCGAGGCCUCCAUGGAAGCACCUCCUGCUUCUUUCCAGUUCUUUGUCAGGUCAGAAGAGGGGAUUAACCUCCAUGUUGAUUUGAGCUCAAGCCCAUCUGAUUGGGUCAAGAGACUGAGGGAUGAAGUGUGUAUGUACCGGAAAGUGCACCGUAGCAAGCCUCGCGUCCUUCAUAGGGAGCUUGGGUGUUUAGGAGAUGGUGGUGAAUGCAUGAAGACUAAAGUGGCAGGGUGUCCAGAGACGAGCCUACAAACUAAAGGCAUCGAGAGGAACAUUGAUUCCUUCUGCAUGAAAUCUUCCUUGAGUUCAACUGACGUAGAGACUUCAGAUUGUGGGGCCCAUUGUCAAGAUGCAGCUAAUGAACCUUCAAGUAGCAAUCCUAUAAAUGUGUCAGGACAUCCGGGUGAGGAUAAGAGGGUGGUUUCAUCAUCCUUGGGUAAAUCUGAUUCUGAUGUACAAAUUCAAGUGAGACCCACUUGUGCGUUACCCCAAAAUUCAGCUGCUGCUUCUGUUAAAAUGACUACAACAGCAGACAGACUACAUUGCCCCAACUCAUUGGAGUGUCGGACUUCAAAAUCUACUAGCAGUUAUCACAAAAAUGCUGAAGCACAAUUUGUGGGCAUUUCGGACAUGGUUAGUAGUGUUUCAGAGAAAAACAGUCUUCCAUUGUCCGGUGAAACUUGUGAGGGUUUGUCCCCCCAUGAUUUGGGCUGUCUUGAGAAACAUAGUGAAGUGUGUCAAGGAUCCUCAGCAGGUGGGACCAUGGAGAUGCAUUUAUUGAGACAUACUGCUCACUGUGAUGACGCGUCAGCUUCACCCCAUCAAUUUGGUGGCCAACCAGAAGUGGAUUCUCCACUCGAGGGGAUGCCAUCAGGAAAGGGACGAUCUGGAGAACAUCAGCCUGACGACAAGAGAUGCAGUAGUCCUAUUGCCGAGGCUCCAACAUCUGCAUUUCCUGAAGAACAGGGAAGGGGCGCACUAGUAAACGAGAAAGAGAGCUCAGACUUUUUGCAAUUUGACAACCCGUCGGGCUCAGCCGGUAAAAGAACUCAUGACUCAGAAUUCCCAGAAGAACUCCAGAGUAAAAGACAGUGCGGUGAUGGUCAAAAUCAUGACAAUGCCCACACUGAAUCCACAAUGAAGAAUUUAAGAAGUUCAAAGAAUUUAGCAAGGGAACAGCUGCCUCCUAGGAGAUCCAAGCGGCUAGUGCCUAAGGUAGAGGUGCUAACACCUCCACAGAAGGUGGAGUUCAAAGUCAACUCUAAUAGCCCUGGAAUAUGCAAUCCUAGACCCUUGGUGUGGAUGGCAUUUCUUCUUCUUCUUCUUGAAGUGACCAUUAUUCUUUGUAGACUUGAACAUUGGAAAUGACGGUUCGUAUUAAAAUCAUCUGUUCCCAUUGGAAGCAAGAGGCGUUAUGGCGAUAAAAACUUACUGUGUCAACUUUUAAUACCAGAGUAAAGUUGGGGGGAGUCAUGGUGUUCAACUUGUAACCCAUAGGCACCAAGCUGCUCAUAUCAAUCAAGGUAGAUUCUAACUCGACCCGUAUAAUCUCAACCAUUCAUUUGCAAAAGAUACAGGAUAUUAAAGCCACUCCUCCUUUGAUCGACCUUAAGUCCAUUGGACCAUCGGUGCUGCAAGAAACUUUUUUGUGUUCAGUCAUCAUGGCCCAAUAGAUCAUCGGCGCUGCAAGAGGCUUGUUGUGUUCAGUCAUCAUGGGCCAAUCGAGGAUCUUUUCUCUCUCUGGGAAGCAUGGAUGUUUGAUGCGAACAUACGAUGAUGGCCCACAUGUAGUUUUUAUGUGUAAUUCGAUUACACUUAUUUUGAUGCAUUACAUUCACAUUUUACACAGAAAAGGUAAGGAAAAAUUCUCUCUUCUUUGGAAAGCAAUGGACCAUGGGAACUUUCUAGUA
This is a messenger RNA of Magnolia sinica, 3050 nucleotides long. RefSeq lists its product as uncharacterized. The record is from RefSeq and is a predicted model, not a curated record. The transcript is spliced from 10 exons. Lineage: Eukaryota; Viridiplantae; Streptophyta; Magnoliopsida; Magnoliales; Magnoliaceae. Bases 400 to 2508 code for a protein of 702 amino acids.